Anthonomus grandis grandis is the source of this 1758-nucleotide messenger RNA. RefSeq names its product kinesin-related protein 12. The transcript has 3 exons. Lineage: Eukaryota; Metazoa; Arthropoda; Insecta; Coleoptera; Curculionidae. Gene Ontology annotation, molecular function: DNA-binding transcription factor activity, RNA polymerase II-specific; RNA polymerase II cis-regulatory region sequence-specific DNA binding. Gene Ontology annotation, biological process: DNA-templated transcription; regulation of transcription by RNA polymerase II. Bases 223 to 1344 code for a protein of 373 amino acids. The record is from RefSeq and is a predicted model, not a curated record.
AUCCCCUUUUAAAUCCACUGGAAGCUUUAUUAACUAGCCUCCAUUCAAGGGGGAAGGGGUAGUGACCCGGAAGGAAGAAACAACCGUUACCAGAAGAACCUCCCGAACCCGGCGCGUUCAUUUGUUUUCGCCACGACAGUGACGUAACACUUUUAAUUAAUUUCCGUUUCUUUUUAGGUGAGUGCAAACCUCCUCCCGUCUCCCGUCGCCCCAUUAAUAAACAUGGAGGAGUUCGGCGAUUUGUCGGCACUUUUAUCGGGUCGCACCGGUUCAAUUGUCGACACAAUCGUCUCUACAGAUGAACUCAGCACCCCCGUAUUCGAUUUCAAAGGACCGUUUAAUUAUUUGUCGCCGGAACGUCACGAGAACCACGAGGACGACGAGAUCAGUAUCAAACUCGAGUCGUCCAGUAUCCCUAGUAAUAAUGGUGACUAUCGUCACUCGUCGUAUCUUAUUAAUAAUAAUAAUCAUAAUAAUAACAACAACGUGGACAUCUUCGAGCAAAUGGCCAACUUUAAUAAUAACCGCCACAACUGUAGUACAACCGAUAAUGGAAGUAAGGUAGUUUUACAUGUACAGCAGCAGCAGCAGCAGCAGAAGAUGGAGCAGUCUCCGCAGGACGACCGUUAUUCUUACAUAUCGUCCCCGGAGUUGGCGGUACCGGAGCGUUUCGAUCACGCGUACCAUCGGGCCGCCUCCAGGCCCGCCGCCCUUCAUUUGGCCACCUUUCAGCCGCCUUGUAAGGCCGGAACCACCGACGCCCUUGUACUCAACACUCCCGAUGUUAUCGAGGGAGUGGUCAGUAUGGGCACCGAGUUUAAUAUCCUCGAUUUGGUCAAUAAUGAGGACAUAACGGUGGUGAGCGCCGACUCUGAAUUUCUCACGUCCCUCGCCAGUGCUCACACGUCGAAUCCCUCCACGCCGCCCUCCAAGGAGGCCUCCAGAAAACGCGCCGGCUCUCCCUCCUCGUCCUCCUCACUACACUCAGAGGAGGAGGAGGGGGAGGACGAGGAGUGGAUGCCCCCCACCACCCCCACAAUUAAAUACAGCGAACUCGACCACUUGCCUCCGGUGAAAAAGAGACGCGGGAGGCCCCCGAAACGUCCCGAUUCGGUUACUAGUGGGGAAUCGGGAGACGUAUCGAAAUACCGGGAAUUACGGGAUAAAAAUAACGAGGCCUCCCGCAAAUCCCGCCUAAAGAGGAAGAUUAAGGAAAAGGAGUACGAACGUGAGGCGGACGAGUUACAGAUGAGGAACGUGAGGCUCAAAGCGCAAGUGGAGGAGCUGGAGAAAAUGGUCAGCACCUUUCGGAAUAAUUUGUUCAAGAUUUUAGUGAGGAAGUAAAUUGAUGUGGCGCCACCUCGCGGUGAAACCAUUAAUUGAGAGAUAGAUGACUGUGAUAAUGAAGAGAGAAAUUGUUAUUUUUUUGACGUGAAUGAGACAGUAGGCUACGGCGCUACAAUGUAGCGCUCUUAGUGGCAAUUCGUCCUUAUGUUGCUAGUAGUUAUAUGUGGCAUUUUGUAUACUUAACCUCACUAUUUAUGUUGUUGUAAGAAACUGACCAUUUUUUUUUUUUAGGUUAUAGUGUGAAUAUGUUUUAAGUGCUUAAUUGGAACUUUGCCCCACUCUCUUAUAGUGUUUUUUUGUAUUUUAUAUAUUAUUAUUAUUAGUCCUUAUGUUUGUUUGUUGGGUAUUAAUAAAUAAAGUUUAUUUGCUGACUUAUUUUGUAAAAAAAAAAACGAAUAAAUAAAUUCAGUA